This is a messenger RNA of Contarinia nasturtii (swede midge), 2962 nucleotides long. RefSeq names its product BTB/POZ domain-containing protein 6 (gene lute). The record is from RefSeq and is a predicted model, not a curated record. Gene Ontology annotation, biological process: neurogenesis. Gene Ontology annotation, cellular component: cytosol. Gene Ontology annotation, molecular function: protein binding. The transcript has 9 exons. Bases 850 to 2826 code for a protein of 658 amino acids. Lineage: Eukaryota; Metazoa; Arthropoda; Insecta; Diptera; Cecidomyiidae.
AGAGAAAUGAAAACAUAAGAAGGAAGGAAUGAUAAAAAAUAUCAACAAAACUGUCUCCGGCAUACAUAUACUGAAAUUGCGCGCACCUAUUUGGACAUUUGUUAGCAUGUGUUCAUUGGAUUCAUUGUAAAACGUGAACAAUUCAACUGUCGACUCAUCACACAAUCUCUCACGAUUUCGGCAACGGAUGAUCAUUCAUCUAAAGUGCUCCAUCUACUUCAAACACGGUUAUGUGUUUAUUCAAACGCAUUGUAAACGAUUAUAAAACGGGCUCAAUUUAAGUGAAUCGUCGAAAGCUUCGUUGUUACGAAUAUUAUGAUUACUUGCGAUUCCUGUAAAUAAUUAAACAAGUGACCAGCGAAGAACAAAAAUUAAACUUUAAUUAUUCUGGACUGAAUACAUCUAUCCCACUCAAAAAAAUGUUCAAAAACUCACAAAAUUUAAAUAUUUGCCGAAAAAAUUCAACGACUCGUGAUAAGUUGAAUGAUAUUUAUUGUCUAAAUAAAAACGAUACUUAACAAUAUCGACUGACUGAAUCUCGGUGAAAACACUAAGUCAUCAAUAUAUGGAUUCGCAUAGUUAAUUAGUUGAACGAAGUGAAAGUAAGGUGUUAUAUUCAAAAUCAAAUUAUACAUGAAAGAAAUAUUCGCUGGAAAAAUAAUAAUUGAUGAACUUAGUGAAUAUAUUGUGCAUGUAAGGGAAACAAGUGUCACUUACAAAAAAAAAAAAAAAAAUCUUAAGUGCAUUUUUUGAUCGCGUUCCGUUAAUACGCAAGCAAAAAGGUACUUUUGUGGUUGUUGAUACUCAGUAAAAUAACAUAAAUUAGCUGACCGCAAAAAAACCUGAGCAAUGACGGAUUUGCUUGCGUCCGCUUUGAAGAACAGUUUGGGAUUGCAGGUACUGCAAUGGGCUGUUUCGCAAUCGGAUAUUUGGCAUUUGGCCCAUAGGUGCUCAGAAUUGGCACAAAAAAUCAACGAACCACUCGAAAACAGUGCCUACGUGCUAGAUAAUUUACUAACAAUGGACGAAGAUGAUAUUAAUUGUAUUGGCAUACGUGAUCUGCACUUGCAGCAAAUGCAUUUUGAUGACGAAGAAGAACAUACAUAUGGAUGCAAUGAAACUGGUUACUAUCGUAAUCAACAGCACACCAACUCAUCAUUUUCAAUCAGAAAAAAUCUUAGUACAGACAACACUACAGAAUCAUUAAACAAUGGCCAUUUAUUGUUAUCACCACCACAUAAUAAUUCGCAUGUACAACGGGAAAAUAUACAAGUGACUCAACCAUCAAGCAUUCCAUCGUCACCUUUAACAUCACCGGGUGCCCAAAGUUCUUCAUCGUUUACGAUGCCAAACACAAUUUUUACUAUUGAUACGGGCGAUCCUAAUUGGCAAGCGACCAAGCCAACUGUACGUGAACGAAAUGCAGCCAUGUUUAACAAUGAACUCAUGUCCGAUAUUAGUUUCAUUGUUGGCAGUGACGAUAAUAUUCAAACGAUUCAUUCACACAAAUAUGUGUUAGCAACGGGAAGCUCUGUGUUUUAUGCAAUGUUCUAUGGCGGCUUAGCGGAGAAUAAGAAAGAAAUUAAAGUUCCUGACGUUGAACCAUCGGCCUUUUUGACGCUACUUAAGUAUUUGUACUGUGAUGAAAUUUAUUUAGAAGCAGACAACGUAUUGGCUACAUUGUAUGCAGCUAAAAAAUACAUUGUACCGCAUUUGGCUCGUGCUUGCGUCAAUUAUUUGGAAACUAGUCUAACGGCAAAGAAUGCUUGUUUACUGCUAAGUCAGUCGCGUUUAUUCGAAGAACCUGAAUUAAUGCAACGAUGCUGGGAAGUCAUCGAUGCACAGGCUGAAAUGGCAAUAAAAUCGGAAGGUUUCGUAGACAUCGAUAUGAAGACGUUUGAAUCGAUUUUGAGCCGUGAAACGUUAAAUUGCCGUGAAAUUCAUCUUUUUGAAGCAGCACAAACAUGGGCACAGUCGGCAUGCACCAAAAUGGACAUUGAUCCAUCACCACAAAAUCGACGUAAUGUAUUGGGUUCGUCGUUGAAAAUGAUUCGCAUACCAACAAUGACAUUGGAAGAAUUUGCGAAUGGUGUUGCACAAACGGGUAUUCUGACGCCGCAAGAAACCAUUGAUAUUUUUUUAAGUUUUACGGCCAAAAAGAAACCGAAUCUUGAUUAUUCGAUAAAACCGCGGGCUGGUCUAAAGACUCAAGUGUGUCAUCGUUUUCAAUCCUGUGCGUAUCGAAGCAAUCAAUGGCGCUAUCGUGGACGCUGUGAUUCAAUUCAAUUUUCGGUAGAUAAACGCAUUUUUAUCGUUGGUUUUGGAUUAUAUGGUUCAUCAACUGGUGCGGCUGAGUAUAAUGUGAAAAUAGAUUUAAAGCGUCUUGGAUGCAUAUUAGCAGAAAAUAACACGAAAUUUUUUUCGGAUGGUUCAAGUAAUACAUUUCAUGUGUUCUUUGAAAAUCCGAUUCAGUGUGAAGCGGAUUCAUGGUAUACAGCUUCAGUUAUUUUGGAUGGCAGUGAAUUGAGUUUCUUUGGUCAAGAAGGAAUGACUGAAGUUUGUACCGGCAAUGUUACAUUCCAAUUUCAAUGCUCCUCGGAUAGUACCAACGGUACUGGCGUACAAGGCGGCCAGAUUCCGGAACUAAUAUUUUAUGGACCAACCAUGACGUGCACGAGUGACACAAACAUUACUAAUAUUACGCCAUCUUUAACGAAAAAUGCAUCAGUCAUUAACUCAUCUAAUCUAUCACCAUCACCGCCAACACCGCAAAAUGUGAACAGCGGCAGCCGGCACAGUAGUGCAAGCAGUUCAACAAAUGAAUAGAUUUUUAUACAGUUUCAUAAAAACCACUUGCCAGCAAUUAUUUUUCGCAAACGUUCUUUUUAGCCAUAGCUGUCCACGAACGUUCGUUCGUUCGUUCGUAGAAAUUUUUUUGGUCUUUUUGUUCGUUCGUUCGUUC